AUGACGGACUCAACCACAGAAACUGGUGCCUACGAUGCAUCCUCCAUUAACCUCCAAGAAAUCCACGAUUUCUUAGUAUCAAUCGCCCAUGCCGCCGGACAAAUGAUCACAACCGCCCGACCCAGCAAUUCAAGGACGGGUAGUAAAACAAACGCAGCAGAUCUAGUAACCGAAACAGAUCGUGCGGUGGAAAAGAUGGUGAGCGAGAGGAUUCAAGAGCGCUAUCCCGAUUAUCAAUUCAUGGGUGAAGAAACCUACAAACCCGGUGACACUCUUACUCCAUCCCCAACCUUCAUCGUCGAUCCAAUCGACGGCACCACAAAUUUCGUCCAUACCUUCCCAUACGCCUGCAUCUCCCUAGGUUUCACCAUAAACCUGAUCCCAACGAUCGGUGUAAUCUAUAAUCCCUUCACAAACCAACUUUUCACUGGUAUAAAAGGCCAAGGCAGUUACCUAACCUCUCCACUCCACGACCGUGAAAGACUCCCAUUAAAACAUCUAGAACCAUUUUAUGACGAGAAUGGAGCUGGAGGGUUAAGUAACUGUCUUGUCAUUGGAGAAUGGGGUAGUGAUAGGAGUGGGAAUGAUUAUGAUAUUAAGGUCAAGACUUUUAGAAAGUUAUGUGCUGAUAAGAAGGACGGUGGGGCUAUGGUUCAUUCUAUCAGAUCCCUGGGUUCUGCGGCGUUGAAUUUCUGUGGAGUUGCAGCUGGUUGGGCUGAUGUUUAUUGGGAAGGAGGGUGCUGGGCUUGGGAUGUCUGUGCGGGCUGGGUGGUGCUUAAGGAAGCUGGAGGGGAGAUCGUGGAUGCCAAUCCAGGAAUGUGGAAGGCGAAGAUUGAUGGGAGGAGGUAUUUGGCUGUUAGGGGUGGAGAGGGCUGGGAGGCUGUGGUGAAGGAGUUUUGGGGGUGUGUGGAGGGGGAAUUGAAGGUUGGAAUGGAGUAA
Messenger RNA from Orbilia oligospora ATCC 24927, 939 nucleotides. RefSeq lists its product as uncharacterized. Lineage: Eukaryota; Fungi; Ascomycota; Orbiliomycetes; Orbiliales; Orbiliaceae. The coding region runs from base 1 to 939 and encodes 312 amino acids. The record is from RefSeq and is a predicted model, not a curated record. Gene Ontology annotation, molecular function: inositol monophosphate 1-phosphatase activity. Gene Ontology annotation, biological process: signal transduction; phosphatidylinositol phosphate biosynthetic process; inositol metabolic process. The transcript has 2 exons.